AAAUCAAAUUCUAAGCUAUCUUGUUUCUUUCCAUUCACUUUUCUUCACUGAAUAUUCAGCACAUGUACUUGCUUUCCUACUUUUUAUUUAUGGCAAUGAGCUAAUCAACUCCAUCACGGCGCCGAAAUUGCUUCCCUCCAAUCCUUAUAUAAACCCCUUCAGUCCCUCUCUUCUUUUCACCAUCAGCGAAGCUAUAUAAGCAGACAAGCUCUGCUUUCUUCUAACACUCUCUAUCCUUCUCUUUUUCUGGUUUUUCGUUUGUUUUUAGGGUCUGGGUUGUUCAAGAAAGAAAACCCUGAAAUUAUAUAAACAGAAGAAGAGAAUGAAUUGUCUCCAGAGUUGGCCUGAGCCGGUGGUUCGAGUUCAGUCUCUGUCUGACAGUGGGAUACGUGCCAUUCCAGAGCGAUACAUCAAGCCGCUAACCGACAGGCCUGGCCUGAAAACAUGUUCCAAAAUCGAAGAACAUGUUGACAUUCCUGUCGUUGAUCUCCAGAACCUGUUCGGGAAAGACCUAGCCCUGCGGGAGGAGACCUUGAGAUGCAUCUCCAGCACGUGCCGGGACUGGGGUUUCUUCCAGGCGGUUAACCAUGGGGUUAGCCACGAGCUGAUGAGGCGCAUCCGAGAGGUGUGGCGUCGAUUCUUCAGCCUGCCGCUUGAAGUGAAGCAAGGGUAUGCCAACGAGCCAAGUACCUAUGAAGGGUACGGCAGUCGCUUGGGAGUAGAGAAAGGAGCGAUUCUGGAUUGGAGCGAUUACUUUUUUCUUCACUUCAUGCCGGUUUCGUUGAGGAAUCAAAGCAAGUGGCCUGCACAACCGUCAUCUUGCAGGGAACUGGUAGCAGAAUAUGGUGCUGAAGUUGUAAAACUGUGUGGAAGGCUGCUGAAGGCAAUGUCAACAAAUCUUGGACUGCCAGAAGAUUACCUGCAGAAAGCCUUCGGUGGAGAAGACAUCGGUGCCUGUUUAAGGGUCAACUUCUAUCCAAAGUGUCCUCAGCCUGACCUUACCCUAGGUCUUUCCUCACACUCAGACCCUGGUGCCAUGACCAUUCUCCUCCCUGAUCACGACGUAGCUGGACUCCAAGUUCGUAAGAAUGGCAAGUGGAUCACCGUGAAGCCUGUUCCUAAUGCUUUCAUUGUCAACGUUGGAGACCAGCUUCAGGUGCUGAGCAAUGGAAUUUACAAGAGUGUUGAACACAGGGUAAUCGUGAAUUCAGCAAAAGAUCGAGUCUCCCUAGCUUUCUUCUACAACCCAAAGAGUGAUUUACUCAUCGAACCAGCCAAGGAGCUAGUGAGUAAGGACCGGCCGGCUCUGUAUAAUCCCAUGACGUUUGAUGAGUACAGACUUUACAUCAGGACCAAGGGUCCAUGUGGCAAAGCGCAAGUUGAAUCCUUGAAAUCCAAUAGAUAGUCUCCAUACAUAGUACUUGUGUGAUGUGUACCAAUCGCUUACAUUUAAAUAAUACUCCCAAGCCUCUCCAACCUAAAUAUAGAGCUUCUGAAAGUACUAUAAUCAGCUAAUUUGAAGCUUUACAUGAUCAUGUGAAAAGAUUACUGUAUGCAAGCAUUUCAAGAAGCAAUAUUAAUUUGUGUCAUGUCAUAUUAUAAAUUCUUGAUGCCCUUUUAUUCAAAA
Messenger RNA from Theobroma cacao (cacao), 1627 nucleotides. RefSeq names its product jasmonate-induced oxygenase 4-like. The record is from RefSeq and is a predicted model, not a curated record. NCBI's taxonomy places the organism in Eukaryota, Viridiplantae, Streptophyta, Magnoliopsida, Malvales, Malvaceae.